Molecule: messenger RNA, 432 nt
Organism: Stereum hirsutum FP-91666 SS1
Lineage: Eukaryota; Fungi; Basidiomycota; Agaricomycetes; Russulales; Stereaceae
Exons: 3
Coding region: 1-432 (143 amino acids)
Source: RefSeq, a predicted model, not a curated record
AUGAAGUUCGCCUCUUCCAUCAUCAUUGCCUUCAUUUUCGCGGUCCAGUCGGCGCUGGCCACGACGCUCUAUCGUAACGGCGGUGCUAGCAAGGCGUACAACUCAGUCCGUACCCCGCAGGACUACGACACACCUGUGAAAGGCCUCAUCCCAGCCAACUCGAAGAAGGGUAUGUCGACGAACAGCGACAAGAGCAAGCUUCCUAGCCAGAAGAAGAUCUACUCCAUCGAUUCGAGCAAGCUCACGGGCAUACUCCAUCCCGUCAACGACCAUGACACGCACUGGUCGAUUACCCUCACGCAGGCUACCGAGGAGAGCAAGCUCUUGGAUGCAAUCAACAAUGCGGGAUGGACUAAGUGCGCAAUUUCGGCCAUAUCUAAUAUUUAUCUGCGCCAGUCUCCUGCCAAUCUUCAUCCCAUUCACGUUCACUGA